Molecule: messenger RNA, 492 nt
Organism: Amorphotheca resinae ATCC 22711
Lineage: Eukaryota; Fungi; Ascomycota; Leotiomycetes; Helotiales; Amorphothecaceae
Exons: 3
Coding region: 1-492 (163 amino acids)
Source: RefSeq, a predicted model, not a curated record
AUGCCUGAUGCUACACCAUUGCCUCAGCUCAGUUCUCAUAUCCUACCCACCUACCUAUGUCAUCAUCGUGAUCAUGCUUUGUACGCACACAGAGCCCUCCAAACCUCGACGUCGGAUCUGGAUCCUGGACGCUGGGUGGGAGGAGCAGGCCUGACCCCUGUUCGAUGUCGUGCACAGUGCACACACGACGGCAAGUCAGCAUGUGUGGCAAAGCAGAAGAAGGUCGUUGAGCCAUGCCGUCGGAUUCGUGGUAGCACCCACAUCCUUCAAGAGCACCCGCACAAGGUCUCGGACACUGCGUGUGCCCACGAUGCCUUUGCCUGGCCGCUGGCAGCCAUUGGAGAAAAAGGCGGGAAGAAGAAUAAUGGUACUGACCGCACAGAGCAUCAGGAUCCAGCAGGACUGUAUUUCCGUCCUCCGUAUCAGUGCCAGUCAAAAUCUCUCGGCGAUGGGCGUGGGACAUGGGAUGAAGAUUUGACUAUUGACUAUUGA